Molecule: messenger RNA, 1378 nt
Organism: Zea mays
Lineage: Eukaryota; Viridiplantae; Streptophyta; Magnoliopsida; Poales; Poaceae
Product: Protein DOWNY MILDEW RESISTANCE 6
Exons: 2
Coding region: 5-1057 (350 amino acids)
Source: RefSeq, marked validated
GGAGAUGACCGAACCCCUCUCCAAUGGCGCCGUCUACCAGUCGGUGCCUGAGUCCUACGUGCUCCCGGAGCACCAGAGGCCUAGGAGCUCGCCGCCGUCUUCCGCGGCGGCGAUACCUGUAGUUGACCUCGGCGGCGAUGAUCCCGACAGGACGGCGGAACAGAUCGUCGCCGCGGGGAAAGAGUUCGGUUUCUUUCAGGUGAUCAACCACGGCGUGGCGGAGGACGUGAUGGCCUCCAUGAUGAGCGCCGCGGAGGAGUUCUUCAGGCUCCCGACGGACGAGAAGAUGGCGCACUACUCCACCGACAGCACGAAGCUGCCGCGGUUCCACACGAGCGUCGGGAAGGAGCAGGAGAAGGUGCUGUACUGGAGAGAUUGCCUGAAGAUCGGCUGCUACCCGUUCGAAGAGUUCAGGCACCGGUGGCCCGAGAAGCCGGCCGGGCUCGGCGCCGCGCUGGAGGCGUACACGGCAGCGGUGAGGAGCGUGGCGCUGCGCGUGCUGCGGCUGGCCGCGUCGGGGCUGGGGCUCGAGGACGAGGCGCACUUCGAGGGCGGGGAGCUGACCGCGGGGCCGGUGGUGAUGAACGUGAACCACUACGUGGCGUGCCCGGAUCCGAGCCUGACGCUGGGCAUCGCGCCGCACUGCGACCCCAACGUGGUCACCGUCCUCAUGGACAACGGCGUCCGCGGCCUGCAGGCGCGGCGGCGGCGCGGCGAAGGCGAAGGCGAAGGCGAAGGCGGAGGGUGGGUCGACGUGGACCCCCCGCCCGGCGCGCUCGUCGUCAACUUCGGGCACCAGAUGGAAGCGGUCACCAACGGGCGCGUGCGCGCCGGCGAGCACCGCGCGGUGACCAGCGCCCGCGCCGCGCGCACGUCGCUCGCCGCGUUCGUCAUGCCCGCCAUGGGCUACGUCGUGUCGCCGGCGCCCGGGGUGGUGGCGGAGGGAGAGGCGCUCCUGUUCCGGUCCUACACGUACCAGGAGUUCGUCAGCGUGUACACCGCGGCAACCGGCGACAGGGACGCCGUCCUGGCGCGGUUUCGGAACAACAAUGGCUGACUGACGCUCGUCGCCGGCCGCCUUCUCUUUACCUCAAGAAGGAACUCCUUGCUGAUUGUUUUUGUCAAAAAAGAAAAACAGCAAGAAUUGCAUAUUCCGUGUCAACUGUAAUUUGUCGUUAUCUUGGGUGCGGUGCAACGUUUUUCCAACGACGACGUAUUCCUCUCGGUUUUACUUUUUAGCCAUGUUUUCAAACAAUUUGAUCAUGCCCUUAACUACAUGGACUAUGAUUGUUGAUUAAGAGCAUGUUAGAUAGACAAGAUUUUUAUAGUCCUUAAGGACCCGUUCGGUAGACAUGGAACGGAGGACCGGAAUUGUUCU